Asparagus officinalis (garden asparagus) is the source of this 1543-nucleotide messenger RNA. RefSeq lists its product as uncharacterized. NCBI's taxonomy places the organism in Eukaryota, Viridiplantae, Streptophyta, Magnoliopsida, Asparagales, Asparagaceae. Bases 171 to 1364 code for a protein of 397 amino acids. The record is from RefSeq and is a predicted model, not a curated record. The transcript has 2 exons.
CACUUUCACUUCCUUCACGUGUUAAACUCCCAAAGCGAACAAGUCCAACAAACAACAAUUAUUUACACAACUCCCCCUCUUUUCCUCCGCCACUACUUUUCUUUCCUCCCUCAAACUCCGAACCCUUUCAAAUUCAACCCCCAUCUCUCCAUGAUCUCCGACGCCGGGCGAUGCCGUCGAAGAGAGAGCGACUCGCCCGCUUCAUCUCCCGCCUCCGAUCCAAACGAACCGGUUCUUCUCUCGUCGUCCAAACCGGGUUUCCGACCUCCCUAGCUGAUCUGGUCGUCAAAAAUCGUGCUAAAUUCCAAAAAAGGAGGAAACCCUCGAACGCCUCCGAGAUCGAUGCGGCAUCCACCGCCGCCGUACGAUCGGAAUCCGAUGGUUCCGUCGACCGCCUGGUCACGGCGGUUGAAACCCCCAAUGAAAUUGAUAAGGAGGUUAGGGUUCCAAUGAGGAGGAGAGGGGACGGGUUAGGGCUAGGGUUUUUGAUGGUAAAGGUGGCGGCUUUGGUGGUUUUGGCGUUCGGGAGGAAGUGGGUCGUUGCCGGAAUUACGAUUUUGGCCUUUGGUGUUUUGGUUAUUGAGUUGAUUGGGGUGAGAUUGUUGAAGUUGGAUUUUGUGGAGAGGAAUGCAGUUGAGAGAUUCGAUUUGAGAGGAAGGGGAUUAGUUUCUCCCACUAGAGAAGUUGAAGUUGAUGAUCAUCAGCGUUCUGAGUGUUUGGAUUCGAGGAGUGAUGAUUUGAAAACUGUCAUUGAGGGUUUUGAUUUGAGAGAAAGAGAGUUGGUUUCUCCGAUAAGAGAAAUUGAGCCCAAGAAUCAUCUGAAUCCUCCGCAAACGGAGAGAAAUUUGGGUAAUCCUGAAGAUCGCAGGGUAUUUGUUGCAGCUGAGAGUGUCAUCGAAAACCAAGAUCUGGGCAGUUCACUAAAGCCCGAGAGGAAGAGGCUGUUCAAAAAGCUUUUCAGGAGAAAAAAUCGCAUGAAAAAGAACGAGAAUAACUCAAGUCCAUCUUCAAAUGAUAGUAGAAUUUGCAAUGAAAUACUUACAGAAGAAGAAGAAGAAAGUAAUGAUGAUGAUGAUGAUGGUAAGGAGUCUGUUGAUGAAGAUUUUUUAAGCUUUCAAGAUUGCAAUGAAGUCGUUGAAAUAGACACAGAGGACAUUAAUUCUAAUGACAUCGGAGAUGAUGUUUGUGAAGUUAAAUUGAAAAGGUGGUGGAAAUAUGUAUUUUGUAUUGUACUUCUUUCGGGUCUUUUAGGAGGUAAAGGUUUUGCAUUGUUCUUGACUAUAGCUUGGUGUCUCCUUUCUGUAAGCGCUGGAGCAAUGUUGGUGAAAUGGAAGAUGGUGUCAACAGAUAGAUUCGUGCGAUGAUUUUGCUCGGUUUUUUUUUUAAUAAUGUUUGUGGCUCCUUAAUUAGGGAAGGAGGCCUUUUACAUGUAACAAGAUUUGUUUACUUGUCAAUGCUCAGGAUGUUGGAGGUGUGAAAUGGUGAAGGUAUGCAUAACAAAACUGUUAAUCAAAUUUUAUAGUUUCUUGCUUGCAAUUCACUU